Molecule: messenger RNA, 1452 nt
Organism: Closterium sp. NIES-65
Lineage: Eukaryota; Viridiplantae; Streptophyta; Zygnematophyceae; Desmidiales; Closteriaceae
Source: the annotation of a GenBank genome assembly
AUGGCCUCCCCUAGUGUUCUCACCUUUGACGUUGAGGGUCGGGCAGCUGACUUUGAGGUCUGGGUAGAUGAUCUGCAACUUUUCCUACAGUGCGAUAGGGCAGACGGUCUCUCCCUGUUUGACCUCACUUCUGGUGCCUCCCCUGCCCCUGCUGCUGAUGCUGACGCCACUGUUCGCUCACAGUGGGCCACGCGCGAUGCUGCUGAUCGCCUUGCUGUCCCAGCCACUUACCGACCACUGAGCGUGCACACUUUAGCCAUCGCUGACCUCAUUACGCACCUCCGCACUAGUGACACUCGCUACCGCGCUGCGCUUCCUGCUGAGUUCUGCGCCAAUAACUCCCCCCCCACCAUGUACAUCACCCUCUACUACAUAGUCAGCCGGCUCCCUGACUCUCUCCGCGUAGUCAGGGACCACUUCCUCUCAGUUUGGCCCACCACUCUCACUGUUGACCUCCUCGAGAAGGCCCUCCUAGCAGCAGAGAAGAGUAUAGUCACUGUAGGAGCCUCUCGUGGUGACCCUCGCACCCCCAUCUUUGAGUGGUGUUCUCCCUCCCCCCCUCUUGCCCUCUGUUGCCUCUGCUGCUGCGGCCGACCUCGUUGUGUUGAGGGUGACUGUUACCUGUGUGUACCACCUGACCCGGGCAUUGAGGCCACUGCUCUAGGUGCUGGUAAGGCUGCUGCUCUAGGUGCUAGUGCGUCUGCUGCCCCAGGUGCCAGUGCGUCUGCUGGCCCAGGUGCCAGUGCGCCUGCUGCCCCAGGUGCUGGUGAGUCUGCUCUCUCAGGUACUACGUCGGCUCAGGCCUUCCACACCUUCACCGUUGACUCGGGUGCGUCCCGCUCCUUCUUUCGAGACCGCACCACUCUUACGCCGCUUAGUCGGCCGGUUGCAGUCUCCCUGGCGGACCCCUCUGGGGGUCCUCUCCUUGCUAGCUUCUCCACUGCCUUACCGUGCCCGGCAGCCCCCUCUGGCACCCUGUCAGGUCUCUACCUCCCCUCUUUCUCUACAAACUUGGUGAGUGGAGCGGACCUACAGGAUAGGGGGGUUGACCAGUUCACUCUUGCGAGUCAGCGAGUGACCCACUGCACGUGUGCUCGGACAGGCCGAUACUUGGCCACGUUCACCCGUCGGCCAGGGUCGAGCCUGUACACCCUUACUACUGACUCUCCUCCAGCUGCUGAGUCUGGCCAGGUAGCUGCGUCGAGUCAGGUGUUUGCUGCAGUGUCCAGGUCUGGUCCUGAGUCUGCUCCCUUCUCGUGUCAUCUACUGUCCCACCAGACUCUCCUCUGGCACCACCGCCUUGGUCACCCGUCCCUGCCUCGUCUCCGAGGCAUGGCCUCCCGUGUCCUUGUCCCUGGUCUCCCUCAGUCUCUCCCUCCCCUACCUCUGGGGCCUGGCCCUACCUACGUCCCCUGCGUCGAGGGGCGACAGCGCGCUGUCAGAUUUAUAUGA